Molecule: messenger RNA, 4837 nt
Organism: Vitis riparia (riverbank grape)
Lineage: Eukaryota; Viridiplantae; Streptophyta; Magnoliopsida; Vitales; Vitaceae
Product: zinc finger protein 4-like
Exons: 1
Coding region: 3883-4452 (189 amino acids)
Source: RefSeq, a predicted model, not a curated record
UUUACUCCUUUGUCCAUUUAUCAAUUGUUUUUGAAAACGUGUUUCUCCUUGACUGGGGUGUGCUGGUUAUCAUUUCUCUCUAGUGAUGGGCACUUCUGGUGGUUCAGGAUAAUGCAUGGAACUAUUCUCAUCUGCGAUAAUGGAAAUUAAAGAUGGCCAUAGUACUCACACAAAGAAGAAAAAAGAAGGGUGAUUGGCCUAGGAGGAUGUUCAUGUAUAGAAAUGAGGAUAAAAAUCGAAGGUGGUUUUGCCUCCAUUCUUGGAAAGGACAGGGUGUUGGGGCCACAUGCAAAUUGUUGAAUGUCUAAUAUAUUGUGGAUGACCAUAUUGGAGAGAAUUGAUCCCAAGGAAAAGUGAACACGAAGUACUUGAGAUUGUUUUCAGUAGUGGUCCAUUUGAUGCCUUCCACCUGAGCCAUAAACUGUAUCUUUCUGGGACAUGAUGGUACCCAAUGGGCGAUAAAGAUAUUUUUAGCUCUUUGUGCCUGGAACUGGUCAGAACUUAAAGAGAUUUCUCCACUGACUGAACUAAAGAUCUAAAAAAGGAAGGAUAGAGAGCCAAAACUAAUAGAGAUGAGAGAAUGAUUUCUUUCACCUGCCUUGGUUGAAAUGAACAGAGAGAGAGCCCUCUGCUGUAUUCGAUGAAUUAGCCACAAAAAGCAACUUACUUUACAGAUUCUUUGGUUGAUUCCCUCUUUUUCUCCUCACAUUUGUUCAUUUCUGAAAACUACUCUUUGAACCCAAGUUUGGCAAAAGCAGAGGGGUACUCCAAAAGUGAGGGAUGGAUGGAUGGAUUUGAUCGCUUUGUGUCGUCAUCAUUUUAUCUUUUCCAAUGCCUUAUCUCUACUAUUUGGUACUGGGCGGCUUGAAUCUUGUUCCUUUUUUCACAGCCUCUCAAUGAUGUUUCAGCCUAGAGCUUUCUGUUCCCAUUCAAAUGCACAAAUUUCAAUUUUCAUGGUAUUUUACCUCUUGAGAUGCCCUGUAUAGGUUUCACUUAUUCUAUCUGUUCUUGCCAUAUAAAUUGCCGAAGAGUGUGAGUUGUAGUAGAAGAUAAAAGAGAAAGGUUGAAAGAUUUGAAAAUUGACACAGUUUGUUGUGAAGAUUACACACAAGAUGCAGUGGAAGAAAGCCAAUGGACCCAAAAGCCAAAUGUUUCGCCGACAAGUUGGUUUUAUUUAUAGAUUUUGGACUGUGUGAGUGGGGAAGACCUUGUUUAUUCAUCGCUUGGCUUUUUCCACAAUUAUUAUAAAGCCCACAUCAGUACAGGCGGAAGAUAUAUAGAAAUCAAAUGAACACCUCUUUAGAUGCAUAUACACAUAGGCGUGACACACACAACCCAUUCCCUUUUAGUAUUUUAAUAAUUCCUGAUGUGUGGAUAUGUGAUGAGAUUGAAAUAAUGGACUUAAAUCUGAACCAUAAUUUUGAAAAGUUUGUUAGAUUAUCGCUUCAACUUUCAACUUUCAAGUGAUUGGUGGGUCCACAGACUUUUGUUUUGAAAAGGUAGGACACUGAAACUGAUAGUGAUUUGCUCAGUGUGAACGUGAUCGUGUAUCCUGUAUUCUCUUUUGGACUAACCCAAAUAUAUAUGCAAUGCUCCUAAUUAGUCAAAAUAAGUAAUCCUUAUUAUUAUUAUUUAUGGGGGUAUGGAUUAAAAACAUUAGUACUUCCAGGGAGUAUAACUUGAAUUGAAAUAGGGUAUGGAUAAUUACAGAGGGGAUGAAUUGGAAUUGGAAGAGAACAAGUAUAUGAUUUGAAGGAUAAACAGGAGAUUUGAUUGUCCAUUAGGGAAUGGAAGGGCAUAUUGAGUUGAGAAACUGACAAAUAAACGUUAAAUCGGACUGAAUUAAAUGGACAACACUCGUACCUUUCUCUGUAGCCAUGAUGUUAAAAACGGACUCUCCUUCAAUCUUUAUGCUUGCUUGAGGAAGAAAAAUAAACUUAUAUACGCCAAUUUAGGCCCUUAGGCCCAAGGAAAAAUUGAAGAAAAAGUGUGUUGCAACCAACAAAAAUCAAAAGGGGCAAGAAAAGGAAAAGGAAUCCAAUAGCAUACCUAAUGUUGUUGCACUUCAGAAACAGUGGAAUCCAUCUUUAUAUUUCACCAUUUAUUGUUUCUUUGGGCGGAUGUGCCAUCUCCCACCAAGGCCAAAAUAACGAGUGUUGGAAAAUUUGGUUGUCUCACACACUUCUGAUAAUCAGCAUAUUGGUUUAGUAUAUCCCAAAAUUCCCAUUACAAAAGGCAUUCCACCCUCUAAUGUUUUUUCCUUUUCCAGAUUUGUCAGAUGCCAACAACUCCUUAAAACUCCAAGUAUUUUCCAAUAAUGUGAUUCUAAAAUCCCGGAACCCUAGGGUGGGGUAUGAGUAUGACUGGGAAAUGGGUUAUCUAAGCAGCCAAAAGAGUCCCCAGUGUCUGUACGUAUCAGGUGAUAUUAGAGGUAAAAGUAUAGACAGUACUCUGAAAGUGCCAGUGGAAGUUGGAACAAAAUCAAUUCUACAUCACAAUUAUUUUGAUCUCAAAAUCGGGGCUUUAAGAAUCAAAACUGGCUCUAAUGCCAACAGCACUCGAUCGUCCCAUUGACUUCUUAAAGGUUAAAGAGUGUGUGUGUGUGAGAGAUUUUUUUUGCGCGUGUGAGAGUGGAAAAGAAAGCGACAAAUACAUACCCUUUAUGGGAAACUGGGCUGCUAUUGUCUUCCCCUUUGUUUUUAUAAGAAAAGGCCAGAAUAAGUACAAGUGGCUCUUAAUGCACUUCUCCUACUGUACAUACACAUUGCCCACUACAUGUUUGAAGGGACUGACAAGAAGCCCCAACAUGAAGACACCCACAUAGAUAUUCUUGCUUGAAAGCAAACACAUACAUAUAUACAUAAAAGGGUGUGGGUUUAUUUCUCUUCUACACUAUAUAAAUGGUAAGACCGCAAGACAUCAACCAUCUUCUUCCAAUUCUUUAGCACCAUUAUUUGCACUUGUUUGUGCCCCACUAACCCCCCCACAAAGCACUGGAUCAAAAUCCCAUUACAAAAAUGAACCCUCCCUACCACCACUCAUGUCGACAUCUCCAUUCUACAUCCAAACUUGUCAUUCAUUCACUUCUUUAUACAGGAAAGUUAUUAUAUUUCCAUGUAUAUCUACUUGACAAGAAAGAGUUUACUGAUUGGGAGACAUUAUAGAGGAAAUGGCCAAAUGUGGAAGUGGGGAUCAGUGAUUUGCCAGUGUAGACAUUUUUUCCCUCAUGAUUCUGAUUCUAUCUGUUUAGAUUCAAUGGUUAAAGAAAUUAAGAGAUGAUAUACAUUGUUUCUACCCAUAAGAAGGUGUUUGAUGGUUUCCAUCGUGUUUUAGGAGAAAAUGGAGAAAAAUCUAAAAGACACCAUGAUUACAAAAUCACAUUAACUUGAGGAGAUUCAAUCGGCAGAUAAGAAGCACUGAUGGCAGGCAGUUUAAAUAAAUGGUGAGGUUAUGAUUUAUGAUUGACCACUGCAGGGGGAAAUUGUUGGGUUGUCAACCUUGUAUUCUUUACUUACUCAAAAGAGAACCAUGUAAAGUCCCUGUGAUUUGAGGAGAGAAAAAGGAAAAGGCGAGAAAGAUUAAAGUGGGGAAUCCUAAGCUUGACAAAGGCAACAGUAAAGAUGACGUCAACAUUGUCCCCUCGAAUACCAAGCAUCACUGGGUGGGGGCACUGAAUAGAAAUCAGAUAAAUUUUAAAAACAUCUAAUCUCACUUUCUUUCCCCUUUGUGAUACCUCUCCCUUCUCCUCUCCUCUCCUCUCCUCUCCUCUCCAUUUAUUUACUAUAUUUUCCUCUUGGAUCCAAACUCUAUUCCCAGUUGGUAGUAUCCGUCCACAACGCCCUUCCAUCCAAACUUUAUUUCCAAUUUAGGGGUUGUGGAGAAAUGAUUUUCCAUGGGGAAGAAGCUGAAACAUCAGUCAACAAACAGCAAGGUGGACUGAGGACAAGUGAGAACGGAGAUGAAGGAGCUGAAGAAGAUAAUCCAGGUGAGUGGCUGAAUUUAAGCCUGGGUAGGAAUUUGCCGUCUACAGCUCUAGACUCGGACCCGCAAUCAAGACCAACUUCUUCCAAGGUUUUCUCAUGUAAUUUCUGUAUGAGGAAGUUCUACAGUUCACAAGCAUUAGGGGGUCACCAAAAUGCUCACAAGCGGGAGAGAGGUGCAGCUAGAAGAUAUCAGUCUCAUAGGAUGAUGGCCAUGAUGGGUUUGCCCAUGAAUACACCUAUCAGGUCACUUGGCGUCCGCCCCCAUUCACUAGUGCAGAAACCAAACAGAGAUGGAACUGCAAUUGUGGCGAGAUUUAAUGAUUCCAACACGGGCUUGGGAAUGACAUGGACACCCUUCACACUAGAGGAAACGAUGGACAUGAUGUGGCCCGGAAGCUACCGCUUGGAACAACAACCAUCAGAGCAAACAUCAGAGCCACUUAAGCUCGACUUAAAUCUCCGGCUCUAACAGGCCCUUCAUCAGGCCUUGUCCAGAAUUGUCCAUCUCGGUUCAUUUCUGUAAUAACAGUUCUUGUUUUGUUCUUCCAUCAAAAAACAUGUACUGUGUACUAACUUAGGUAUGAGCCAAACAACUUUGAAGAGUAAAAAAUCCAUGCCUGGGGUUCUGCCUAAUAUCACUAGAAGAAACACUAGGAAUAUACUACUGUUUAUGCAUAUGCAGGCUUUUUAGUACAAGAAACCUAGAGCUCAACCACACUUUUCAGCUAUUCUCAACUCCUCAAUGCCUGAAAUAAUUCCUGCAGCACCUUACAUGUAAACCAGGUUUGUAAAGGUGUGUAUCUUUUUUUCUUUUUUUUUCUUAAAUCAAUUAUAAGUAUUGUGCUAUAGCUUCA